This is a messenger RNA of Paramuricea clavata, 2059 nucleotides long. NCBI's taxonomy places the organism in Eukaryota, Metazoa, Cnidaria, Anthozoa, Malacalcyonacea, Plexauridae. The record is from the annotation of a GenBank genome assembly.
AUGCCAGUUAUCCUAGCUCCAAAUGCAAGUGCUUCGAUUGCCACAGAACAAUCCGCAGUUGUCCCAACUCUAAAUGCAAGUGCUUCGACUGCUUCGGAGCAAUCCAUGCCAGUUAUCCCAGCUCCAAAUGCAAGUGCUUCGAUUGCCACGGAACAAUCCGCAGUUGUCCCAACUCUAAAUGCAAGUGCUUCGACUGCUUCGGAGCAAUCCAUGCCAGUUAUCCCAGCUCCAAAUGCAAGUGCUUCGAUUGCCACGGAACAAUCCGCAGUUGCCCCAACUCUAAAUGCAAGUGCUUCGACUGCUUCCGAGCAAUCUAUGCCAGUUAUCCCAGCUCCAAAUGCAAGUGCCUCGAUUGUCACGGAACAAUCCGCAGUUGUCCCUACUCUAAAUGCAAGUGCUUCGACUGCCUCGGAGCAACCCAUGCCAGUUAUCCUAGCUCCAAAUGCAAGUGCUUCGAUUGCCACGGAACAAUCCGCAGUUGUCCCAACUGUAAAUGCAAGUGCUUCGACUGCCUUGGAGCAACCCAUGCCAGUUAUCCUAGCUCCAAAUGCAAGUGCUUCGAUUGCCACGGAACAAUCCACAGUUGUCCCAACUCUAAAUGCAAGUGCUUCGGAGCAAUCCAUGCCAGUUAUCCCAGCUCCAAAUGCAAGUGCUUCGAUUGCCACGGAACAAUCCACAGUUGUCCCAACUGUAAAUGCAAGUGCUUCGACUGCGGCGGAGCAAUCCAUGCCAGUUAUCCCAGCUCCAAAUGCAAGUGCCACGGAACAACCAGCAAUUAGUGUCUCAGCACAAUCAGUCAUUGUCCCAGAAUCAACAUUCCCGUUCGAACAAGAACUCACUCAACCAUCAGCCCCACUUGUAAUGUCACCAACAUCUGCAUUAGAUGAUAGUGGUGUUUUCUUAGAAGGUAGGUUAGGUCCUCGUUACAUGAUAUCGAGACAAAGUCAUUUAAACACAAUGAGUGCAUGCAACUGUUUACAGUAGUGUUUUGAUAAAUGCGUCAGUGACAGUUAAAUUUUCUUAAUAAUUACAGAAAUCUACUGGCAAUUUCUGUUUUCAACCUAUUUAGAUUUUGUCACGGUCUCAAGUAAUAUAGAAUUAAUCAUUAUUAAUUGCAGUUAUGCAUAUAUUUCUUUAUGAUAACUACGUAAGUUUAUAUGAAUUUCCUUCAACAGUUGAAACUCACUACAUAGAGGAUACAGAUGUAUUUUCUACGGUCAGUGGUACGAGAAAAAGGAGUUUGAAAGAAAAUGCUGUAAAUUCUAAAAAGACCAAAUUAUCAUCAGGUAGUUAUCUGUUUGCCAGUGUUUGUGCCAUGAAAUACGUUAAUCCACUUUGCUUUUGAUUUUAUUGAACCCUCAGUUUGUCCGCAAUGAAAAAAAACUUUUUUAUUCGUGAAAUCUCUCUAAGUUGUAAAGAUCAUGAUGUACCAUUCCGCUUCAGAAUUACCUGCAUGUAUGCGUUACACCAUGUUUACAAGGUUACGCAUGCAGUCAUGUGUAUCUGACUACGUUUUUUAAAAUAUUAAAUUUCAGACGAAAUCAUCCAAACGCAAGGCAGCUCACAAGAAUACAAUUUGUACAAAUAUUGUAUAUGUAAAAAGGUAAGCUAUAUGACUGAAAUAUAUUUUAAAAAUGAACAGAGGCGCCGGAAUAUCGAUAAUUGGGGGGGGGGGGAGUAGAUAUUCAUAUAUUCGUGUAUUUUAUUAUUGAUUGUUUUUACAGUCUGUGAACACGAAUAUAUGAAUAUCUGCCCUUUCCCCCAAUUAUCGAACUUCCGGCGCCUCUGCAUAUAUGAACGGCAUCGGUAUUGGGAACGAAACCAUUAUUAUUUUAGGCGAAAUCAAAGGAUGAAGAGGAUGGGAUGGUUGUAUGUGAAAACCGAAAAAGAAAGAAAGAAAAUAAGGUUUUUACAUCCUUACCAUUUCAUUUUAAUUAAAUCAACGCAACAAAUACAAUAUUAAAUGUCAAAUUUCAACAUUAUAUUUACAGUGCCCGGGAAACAGGUUCUACCAUCUAUCUUGCUUAAAGCUUAAAGGAGUACCAAAAGAAAACCCCUG